GGUGUGUGAGUGCUAGAAGGCCAGUACUGUACAGUACUUCUGUCACUCUGCAACUCAUGCUCUUUCACCUCAGCUCGACUCUCCACCGCCGUCAUUGUUGCCUUACUCCAACCGUUCUCAACCUUCCUUGUUAUCGUCUUCCUGCUGCCAGGAACUGGUGACAACAUGGAGGAUGUCCAAACCUUCCUGUACUUUGCAUACGGCAGCAACCUGCUGAAGGAGCGGCUGCAGCUCAAGAACCCCUCUGCAACAGUACACUGUGUGGCCAGGCUCAAGGACUAUAAAUUAGUGUUUGGAAACCAUAAAGGCUUUGCCAGUGACCGGUGGCGUGGAGGUGUGGCCACCAUAGAGCACAGCCAAGGGGAUGAGGUGUGGGGUGUGGUGUGGAGGAUGAACAUGUCUGAUCAGGAGUCUCUAGACAGUCAAGAAAAUGUGAUGGUUGGUGCCUACAGUCCUGUGGAGCUAUUGGUGAAGACAAAAGGCCAGGAGCUCAGCUGUCGCACUUACAUAAUGAACAGCUGUGUUUAUGCCCCACCAUCACCACAGUACCUACAGGUGAUCAUGAUGGGAGCCGAGCAGAACAGUUUGCCAGAGGACUACCGGGAGAAGCUGCGGGCGAUCAAGACCAACAUGUACGAGGGUCCUCUGCCCAUGAUGGCUGAGCUAGAGAGAGAGAGGAGAAGAGCCAAAGAGAGAGAAGACUGUCAAUGAAAUAUCUGCACAAUUCAGGUUGACUUUUUCUUUUAAUCAUAGGGAAGUCCUUGUUACACUGUAUUCAACCCAAUACCCGUGGCUUCAGUUCACCUCAGGUCACAUUCAUACCUGACUUGGUUAAUCUGAAUUCCAGAAGCCAGGACUAGUUCGGACACCACUCAGAGAAUACAGCGACGAUGGGUCCGUGGUCUAACUGGACAAGUUUGUACUAGUGGAGUGAAUAAGAUCGAAUAUGCACAAGGUAUUUUGCAUCUAAGAGUGAGACUUAAACCAUGAAGUUUAUUUUUGUCCGAUGUGGAGGUAGUUCUGAUUUUGACCUCCACAUUGACCAGGCAAUUGAUGAACAGAAUUUCAGGCUGUCAAAUUUUAUUUAUCCAUUUACACUUUUUACCUUGGCUUAAAGGCAGAAUGCAUCAGGUAUUCUUCAUUGUUACGGUCUCGUUUCACAUAGAAUGGAAGCUAGAUUUGCCGAGCAUUGUUGCUGUCAUGUCAACGUCUCUUAAACCACCCAACAAUGACAUCAUCCGUUAUCCGUACAGUAUGUUCAUGUGUUCCCUGUCUGAGCACAUCAGCUUCCUGGGCAUGAGCAAAGGGCAACGCACCUCACGGCAGCCUUCUUGCACAUUAAUGAAUCAAUGAAUUCCUUAAUGAAUCAUUUUAUUAAUAGGUUUCACAUGAGCAAAGGAGAAAGAUAAUGAAAUGCAGAGUCCAUAUAUAAGGAUAUAAUACUGACACUUAUAGAUGCAAUGACAGUGUGGUUAAUAUUACGGAUAAGGAUAAUAACAGCCUUGUGGAUUUAAUACCUUGUGGAAAUACUGUUAAUGUAGAAAAAAAAAACAGAUGACUUGGAGGUUAAAAAACUUACAAUGAAGAUCAGUGGCCUUAAUUUGGAGUGAACGAAACAUGAAAGACACAUAUGUUUCUUUGAUGCUCUUUAUGAAAUGUAAUAUUUGUUUCUGUCCCUGCUGUCACGUUUGUAGUUUACAACUUGUCACGAGCUCUUGAAUGUGCCACAUCAAAAAACCCUUUCUGAUUAUUUUUGGGGGCAUUUUCUUUUAGCAAAGAGGAUAAUUCAUAUUAACUGGGCAUACAUUAUAUAUUUGUUCCAUUAAAAUGCUCAACACCAAUUGAUGGAAUGAAAUAUUAAAUGUCAACAUCAUAAAAAUUGAAUAUUGAAAACUAUAGUCUUAAUUCCUUAUUUUCUGUGUUUGGUAACAUUGUUCUUGUUCUCUCUGUUAAAGAAUACAAUAAACUGUAACUGUUGUUUUUUUUGUUCUUUUUAUGUGAUGCAACGAAGCAUAACAUAUUGUAUUAAGGGUGAGAGGUGUAGGACGGAUUAAAUGUCUUAA
Scophthalmus maximus (turbot) is the source of this 2063-nucleotide messenger RNA. RefSeq names its product gamma-glutamylcyclotransferase b (gene ggctb). Gene Ontology annotation, molecular function: gamma-glutamylcyclotransferase activity. The record is from RefSeq and is a predicted model, not a curated record. NCBI's taxonomy places the organism in Eukaryota, Metazoa, Chordata, Actinopteri, Pleuronectiformes, Scophthalmidae. The transcript has 4 exons. The coding region runs from base 166 to 711 and encodes 181 amino acids.